AUGGCAUUUUUCGGAGAAGACUACUUUGUCGUUAAAAAGUCCGGCCUUUCCCAAUUCCAAGCCAUGAGUGCUUACUUGGGAGGGUCUGCUUUCCAAACAUUGAUGGACAACCCAGUUACCGCUUACCGUCAGCUUGUGCAACAGUACGCUAAGGAUGCUGCUGGAAAGGCAGUUGAUCCCAAAAUCGCUUCGGAAGAAGCCAAGUCUGUCUUCCGCGCCCACCCCGUUUCUGCUUCUAUGAGUGGUGUCGGUCCUCGUUUGAUUGGAGUUGGUUUCAAGCGCAUCCCCAAGUUUGGCAUUUUGUUGGGAAUUUCUUUCUUCUUGGGAGAAGGAGAAUCUCCUGGAGCUGUUGCUGCCACUGGAGCUUCCAUUCUUUCUGCUCCCUUCAUCAAUCCCAUCAGAAUGAUUGAAAAGCAACAACGUGCCUUCUUCAAGCAAACUGGUGCCACCAAGCCCAUCAUGGAGAUCAUCCGAGAGUCUGCUGCUCAAAGAUUUGUUCCCCUCUUCCGUGGAACCGUUCCUCUUAUGGGUCACUCUUUGGCCAGCGCCUUGUUGGGAUUGGUUGGACAACCUCGUCUCCAAAAAUACGUGCAAAAGGAAGUCGGUGAAAAGACUGGAAUGGGACGAUCGGCCACUGGUUUAAUCGCUUCCUCCGUUGUUUCUCCCAUCUACGUCGUCGUCACUAAUCCUCUUUCUCGAUUGGAAGUCAUCAUGCAAACCAGCAAGAUUUCGGGCAAGCCCAUUAGUGUCGUCGAGGCCAUUCAGGAAGUCAUUCGCGAUUCUACACAAUUUGGAAUGAGAGGUAUUUUCAGAGGACAAGGUAUUGGUAUCAUGAAGGCCGUCAUUUCGUUGACUCUGUUCCACGAAGGUCGCAUGUUCCUCCAAGACGUUCUAAAGCAACGUAACAUUGACAAGGGGUACUACAAUCCAGAAGAUUUCAAAUAG
This is a messenger RNA of Cylindrotheca closterium, 945 nucleotides long. The record is from the annotation of a GenBank genome assembly. NCBI's taxonomy places the organism in Eukaryota, Bacillariophyta, Bacillariophyceae, Bacillariales, Bacillariaceae.